Molecule: messenger RNA, 2203 nt
Organism: Penaeus vannamei (Pacific white shrimp)
Lineage: Eukaryota; Metazoa; Arthropoda; Malacostraca; Decapoda; Penaeidae
Source: RefSeq, a predicted model, not a curated record
UUCCCAGAAGCUAGUUACCACUAGCGUAGCGGUCACUGACAGACCCCGUUCUUCUAGCAUUUAGCGCUACGACCAAUCAGAAUGAGGCCGGACUUUAUAUCGGCAUUCUUAUUGGUCCAGGGCUUCCUCCGCUGAGUCAACCCUGGAGGAAAGAGAUAGCACAAGAACACCGCUGAAGUUCUGGACGCGUCGCUCCGGGAGUUCUUGUGUGCUGUUUGUGUCGCGUCGCUGUGAGUGCGCGGCCUGAAAUAAAUACGGGUCUUUGUGAAUUACAAUAUCGAGCGGUGACAAUGGUUUAUUAGCGGGUGACGAGAUAACUACGGCAGUGCUGCGUCAUUUCAGCCAGCGUAUGAAGUGAGUGAGUUGAAAAUCCACCAAGUCCCGACCUCAAAAUGAACCUUCCCGCCGUGCUUGGGGCAGUGACGCUGGCCUUCGCAACCUGUGCCGCCGCCAAUAAUCAGAGAUACCUCUUCGUCCCUCCCGUGGAACUCCUGAACCGGAUGACCGACGAGGAGAUCAGGGAGCUCAUCCGGAAGGAGCCGCCCGUCCCGCCCUUGGCCACGUCCACCUACCACCUCUCCGUCCUCGCUCAAGACGAAGCUCGAGCUGCGGUCAAACUGCGCGCGCUCGUGGAGGCCAUGUUCAGCGCGCACGAGGUCCUGAGCAGGUACUUGUCGUCUUGGGAGGAGCUCGUGGCCGCGGGCGUGGAGGCAGAGGGCUUCGCGAGCCAUCCCCUGCACGCCUACGCCCUCACCAAGCACGUGAGUCUGGGCUGGCCGCACGUGGAGGCCGCCUUGCAAGCAGUCUCCAAUCUUUCGCAGGAUACAGGUAAGAGUGGCUGUUGUCCCGGAGCGAGAAGCGCGGCGUUCCCACGGGCGAGGACCUGGCCACGGUCGCGGGCGGGAUGGCCAGGCUGCACGACUACUACAGCCUCAACCUCACCGCCCUCGCCCACCCGCCUCGUCUCAGCGAUCGACGCCCGCCCGGUGCCCUGCGGGAUCACGCCUUCAGCCCUCGACCUGCACCGCAUCGGCUCCGAAGCCGUGUCUCACAACGUCCUGAACUCCGGCGUGGACUUCCUGCGGGCCGCCCUGGACCGCUGGGACGGCAACGCCUCCUUCGUUAAGAGUUCGGACACCUUCGACCGCCACCGGAACCUCCGUCAGACUGACCUGAGGAAAGUCGAAAAGUUUCACGACCAAAUCCUCGAGAGGAAAGGGCCGCGAUCGACCUUCCACAGCACAUACGAGAGGCCCUUCAACAAGACGUUGGCCAGGAAGAAGAAAUACCACAAGAAGGACGAGGUUGUUCUGGGGGAACUCGGGAACUCCAUCCAGGGCCAGAAGCAGUACUACCGGCUGUGUCGCGGCGAGGACCUCAGGCCAGUUGACGUAACGUCCCGCCUGUACUGCCGCUACGUGACCAACGGCUCGCCGCUCUACAAGAUCGGGCCGCUGAGGAUGGAGGUGCAGUCGCUGGACCCGUACGUGGUGACGCUGGAGGAGGUGGUGACGCCCUCCGAGGCCGCCGACCUCGUCGACGCCAGCGCCCGUUACCUCAUGAGGUCUUCCACUAUCAGGGCGAACGGCGGCUCCGCCGAGAGCUUCAUGAGGACGAGUUCGACGGCCUGGAUGUUGGACAGCGACCUCCCCGUCCUCUCGGAGCUCACUCACCGGAUUGAACAAAUAGCCGGGGUAAACGCUCAGCAGAACCGCGGCGCAGAGAUGUACCAGGUUGUGAACUACGGUGUUGGCGGCCAUUAUACUGUACAUCACGACUAUAUUGAUAAAGGACUGAUUAAUAAUCGCAUUGCAACCUUCCUCGUCUAUCUUAAAGAUGUACCGCAAGGUGGCAGGACCGUCUUUCCCUGGGUCGGCACGGGUGUUCGUCCCAAGCGGGGUUCGGCGCUUCUCUGGUACAACAUGAAUCGUGUGGGAAUGCCUGACUCAAGGCUUCAGCACGGCGCUUGUCCCGUCUUACUGGGUGACAAGUGGGUGAUCAACAAGUGGAUUUUCUACGGAGGCCAACUCCACACGCUUCCCUGCGGCCCUGAGAAGAAGGGUGACACCAUAAGGCAACCCCAGGCUUGAGUGCGAGUCUCCCACCACAUCUUGGCCUAGGGUCACCAUAUGCGUAUAGAGAUAUGUUAACCAAUAAAUAUGAAAAUACAUAUGUACAUUACCUCUCUCUCUCUCUCUCUCUC